Molecule: messenger RNA, 5752 nt
Organism: Morone saxatilis (striped sea-bass)
Lineage: Eukaryota; Metazoa; Chordata; Actinopteri; Moronidae
Gene: pcdh18a
Product: protocadherin 18a
Exons: 4
Coding region: 1359-4922 (1187 amino acids)
Biological process (GO): homophilic cell-cell adhesion
Cellular component (GO): plasma membrane
Molecular function (GO): calcium ion binding
Source: RefSeq, a predicted model, not a curated record
UGCCCUCGGGUGUGCGUGCGCAUUUACAUGAAUGAGACUCUUUUUUCUUCUGGGGAACUAAAAAUGCCUGCCCGAACUGGUGAGUUUUUAGAUGCUGUGCUCAUUAUCGAAAAACCAUCCUGCGGGGAGUUUGAAGUGAUGUUGAACAGAUCUGUGCACGGGGACAGAGCUGUUCCUCGGCGUGACCAACUCUUUAAAGGCAUUCAUUAGAGUCCGGCUCCCUUUCUACGCGAUUUGCCACACAGCUUACCCAGCUUAUACUCUCACCCAUAGACAGCCACAGAUGAGGCGCAUGAGAAAAUAAAAAAAAUAUUGCACUCAAAACAUCUACCACUGAGUGCCUGUGCAUUGAGGAGGGGGUAGUCAGCUGCCACUUGAAAGAGCAGAAAAAGACUAGAUACAGUAUAAGCUUAUGGCACGCACACUAAUGUCAAGGCAUCCAGUGCGUCAUAUAGUAGGAGUGAGUGGUGACAGCUGUUAUGGCUGGGCUGGAUUAUAUAUUAUAAAUCAAAAGUGUGCCUAUCAAGGCUUUAAAGGUGGUGGUGACUAUAUAUUUGUCUUGUCUAAUGAGAAUUUAGACUCUUUGUGUUUCCAUGCUGUCUGGGGAGAACAGACCCGAAGCGAGAAACUCGUAAACCUCCCUGUGGUUUUAUAGCAGUGAAAAACGGCAGGGUAAGCUUGAGUGAAUGUUUUCUUCUUGAGUUUAUUUUCUCCCCUGUCCAUUGUAGGGGCAUGAUCGUUACUCUGAAAAGGGGGAAGAGUGAACCCCACAGGGCGGGGUUUUUUUUUUAAUCCCCCACUUUCUCUUUUUCCUCCCCUCUUGCGCCUCCUCUUCUCAUCUCCUCUGGAGUUUGAGUGGCCACCAGCCAGCUCUUGAUUUAAGAAGCGUUUGUCUUUCCCGGGAUGUGAAAAGGGGGCCGUGGCUGAUGUACAACUAGUUGGUUUGAGGCGGGUUAUUUUGGGCAAGUCUGUGUGCAGAGGCGCCUCAAACGGAGAGAGAGAGCGAAAGAGAGCGCACGGCGCACAGACCAGACGCAGGGAGGAGAAGGAGAAAGGCGCACAGAUUUCAGUGGCAUUCAGCUGGUUCUCCCGCACACUGGAUGCGCGCAACAGCUCUGUAUGACAAGGGAGAACAGAUAGAAACCAAUUUGGAUGCUUUUAAGGAAAUUAGUGCAACUUGAGCGAGCUUGCAUUUAACAAUCGAAUGUGUUUUUUUCCUCCUCGCUCCGUGGAGAAAGCAAUGAGGCUGCUGACUGAGGGAGCACAGCAUUUAGUUAGUUAAAACUGGAAUUGACUUGUGCUGCAUUUUGGAGCUAUUUUUGCACCUGUGUUUGGCUUCCACAAAAACGCAAGCAAAAAUGGAAGGACUUUUCCUGACAAGAAUGUGGAAAGUUCUGGCUGUUUUGGCUCUGGCAACACAACACGUUACCGGUAAGACGUUGAAAUAUCAGAUUUAUGAGGAGCAGAAGGUUGGCACGGUUAUUGCCCGUUUGAAAGACGAUGUGGCUGAUGUUCUGGCUAAACUUCCGAGCUCAGUGUCGCUCCGCUUCAGAGCGAUGCAAAGAGGGAGCUCGUCUUUCCUCACGGUGCGCGAGCAGGACGGAGAAAUCAGCAUCAGGACCAAAAUUGACCGCGAGAAACUCUGCGAAAAGAAUCUCAACUGUUCUAUUCAAUUCGACGUGCUGACACUCCCCACUGAGCACCUGCAAUUGUUUCACGUCGAGGUGGAAGUGCUGGACAUCAACGACAACGCACCCCAGUUCGCCCGCGCCGUCAUCCCCAUUGAGAUCUCCGAGAGCGCGGCCGUGGGGGCGCGCAUUCCCCUGGACAGUGCCACAGACCCCGACGUCGGGGAGAACUCACUGUACACGUAUGCCUUACAGCCCAACAACUUCUUCAAGAUUGACAUCCAGUCCAGGACUGACGGGGCUAAAUAUGCAGAGCUGGUGGUGCUCAGGGAGCUGGACCGGGAGGUACGCUCCGGUUAUGAACUUCAAUAUACGGCCUCUGAUAGGGGCGUUCCCCCGAGAACGGGUUCGACCCUCCUCAAGAUCAGUGUGGCUGACUCAAACGACAACAGCCCAAUUUUUGACAAGUCGUCAUAUGUCAUAAAUCUCCCAGAAAAUUCACCUGUUGGCACCCUGCUCAUUGACUUAAACGCCACUGACGCGGAUGACGGCACCAACGCCAAAAUAGUCUACUCAUUCAGCAGUCACGUGUCCCCUAAAAUAAUGGAGACUUUCAAAAUUAACCCCGACAGCGGUCACCUGACCCUCAUCAGGCGCGUGGACUAUGAGGCCAUCAACUCUUAUGACAUUGAUGUCCAAGCGCAGGACAUGGGUCCCAACUCCAUGCCAGCCCACUGCAAGAUUCUGGUUAAAGUGGUCGAUGUGAACGACAAUAAACCAGACAUUAGCAUCAAUCUCAUGUCCUCACAGGGGAAUGGGGACGCAGCUUACAUAUCUGAGGCUUCUCCUUUGGACACCUUUGUAGCUUUGGUGAGGGUGGAGGACAUGGACUCUGGGUUGAAUGGAGAGGUAGAGUGUAAACUUCAUGGGCAAGGAUAUUUCAAACUGCAGAAGACCUACGAGAACAACUACAUGAUUCUGACCAACGUGUCUUUGGACCGAGAGAAGAGGUCAGAGUUCAGUCUGACAGUGGUGGCAGAGGACCGGGGGACCCCCAGUCUUUCUACCGUCAAACAUUUCACUGUGCAUAUAACUGAUGAGAAUGACAAUCCGCCACGUUUUGAGAAGGGCCGAUAUGAGAUCUUUAAAUCAGAGAACAACGCCCCUGGAGCUUAUUUGACCUCCAUCAUGGCCACUGACCCUGAUCUAGACACCAAUGGACAGGUGAGCUACUCCAUCAUGGAGAACUCUGUUCACGGGAGCUCCAUCUCCACCUACGUCACCAUUGAUCCCUCUAAUGGCGCCAUCUACGCACUGCGUACGUUUGAUCGUGAGGACGUUAGUCGUAUCUCCUUUGUUGUGCAAGCCAAAGAUGCAGGGAAACCACCACUUCUCAGCAACGCCACAGUUGUUCUGAACAUCCUUGAUGAGAAUGACAAUCCUCCGGUCAUUGUGGUCCCACAGCUGUGGAACUUCACUGCUGAUGUGCCUGCAUCAAAGUUCACAGAGGCUGGACACUUAGUAACCGUGGUCAGGGCGACUGAUCGUGACACAGGGGUCAAUGCUGAGCUCAUUUGCUCCAUCGUCAGUGGCAACGAGGAGGGCUUCUUUAUUAUUGACCCAAGAACCUGUGAAAUCCACGCCAAUGCCAGCUUGGAGAACUUCCCCCACGAGCACGUCGAGCUCACAGUCGUGGUCCGGGAUCAGGGGAGGGAGAGCCUCAGUGCUAAGGCGGUGCUGAAAAUCACCCUGUAUGAGAACAUGGAGAACCACGUCCAGGUGAUGGACCAGGGGGAGUCUCCCCUCGAUGCAUCCCUGAUUAUCAUCAUCUCCCUGGGGGCCAUCUGCGCCGUGCUCCUGGUCAUCAUGGUGGUGUUCGCUGCUCGCUGUAACCGGGAGAAGAAGGACACAAGGAACUCCUACAACUGCCGGGUAGCCGAAUCGACCCACCAGCACCACCCCAAAAAGCCCUCACGCCAGAUCCACAAAGGUGAUAUCACCUUGGUCCCCACGGUGAACGGCACCCUGCCAAUCAGAGCUCACCACCGCUCACCUUCGGCCACGCCCCCCAUGGACCGAGCCCAGAUGGGGAGCCGGCAGAAUCACCACAGCCGCCAAUCACUAAACAGCCUAGUGACCAUCUCGUCCAAUCACAUUCCAGAGAGCUUCGCCCUGGAACUGGCGCACGCAACUCCACCAGUGGAGCAAGUCUCACAGCUUCUGUCCAUGCUCCAUCAGGGCCAGUACCAGCCCAGACCCAGUUUCCGUGGCAACAAAUACUCCCGCAGCUACAGGUAUGCAUUACAAGACAUGGACAAGUUCAGCCUGAAGGACAGUGGCCGUGGGGACAGCGAGGCGGGGGACAGUGACUGUGACAUGGGGCGGGAAUCCCCCGUGGACAGGCUGCUGCUGGGGGGGGAGGGCUUUUCUGACCUCAUACACCUCGAAAUGCACCAUCGACUCCAUCCAGCUAUGAGACUGUGCACGGAUGAAUGUCGCGUCCUGGGUCACUCUGACCAGUGCUGGAUGCCCCCUCUCUCCUCGCCCGCUUCCUCGGCUGACUACCGCAACAACAUGUACAUCCCCGGGGAGGAGUCCUCCCAGCCGCCCCAAAUCGACGAUGACCAGUCCUCCGUUGACUCGGAGCGCCGCAAGAGCUUCUCCACUUUUGGCAAGGAGUCUGGGAACGAGGAGGCAGGUGCCGGGGGAGUUGUCGCCGGAGGAGGAAGUGAUGCCUGCGCAGCUGGAGGAGGGGCUGGCUCCCUCCUCACAGAAAUGAACUCUGUGUUCCAGCGGCUCCUCCCCCCUAAUAUGGACUCGUACACAGAGUGCACUGAAACAAGCCCGCCCUCGUCUUCAUCGACCGCCGAGAGAGGAAGCGGGCGUGGUGGCAACAUUGCUGGUAACCAUAGUAACAAUGCUGUUCCUCAGGACAACCGGAGAGGCUUGUUGCCAGGUGGGAAAGGUCCCGCUUACCCCCCAGGCGUGGCUGCUUGGGCGGCAAAUACCCACUAUCUAAAUCCUGGAAGUGGUUCCGUUGCAACCAACCACGUUUCCUCCUCUUCUUCCUCACCCUCCACCUCUACUUCGACCUCCACCAAUGGACAGCCACCACACCUCAAAUGGCUGCCGGCCAUGGAGGAAAUCCCAGAGAAUUAUGAGGAAGACGACUUUGACUUCCAUCAGGGUCACCCGGGUGGCAAGCGCAGCGAGAGCCGCCACGAGGCCAGCAUGGACGCUAGUGAGCUGGUCCACGAGAUCAACAAACUGCUGCAGGACGUCAGACAGAACUAGGGAGAAAAAGAGAGAGAAGGCAUAGCAUGGUUUCACAUUUCACCACAUUCUGGCAAAUGCUUGUUCUUUGUGCCAACAUAUAUCAACUUUAUGAUGACUGUUUCUUGUUCACUGUAAUGCUUGUCCUGUUUAUUUUACCAAAUGUCCUCUUCUCCGCUCCAGUGCUGAGAGACUCAUAGAGAAAAGUAAAACACAGCACUGAAGUUGUGAUUGAGGUGACUUAAAGGCAUCAAAGCAAGCGCUUGAAGAACAGAUUGCUCAGUUGUUAUUACAGUCUCUACGAAAGUUACUUGAAUGAGUGAUUCAAAAAGAAAUCCGCCAACAGAGACUAUACCCUUUCUUCAUUUGUAAUGUUUACAGCAGCGUGAACAGACUCCACGGGGAGAAACCAACAAUCGUGUGAUCUAAUUUCUGCUUUUACAGUGUACAAUAUUGUACAGUGUCUGUGGAAAAAGGAAAACUCACUUGAAUAUUGUGCUAUGUCUUCUGUUUUGUUAUUAUGGAAUGUAACUGUACAAUUUGACCUUUGUAUUUUAAAAAUACACUCUUUUUUACUUCUAUAUAUUUAUAUGUGUCCAUGUAUGUUUGUACAGAAAAAGAUGAACAAAUGUCUAUUUUUUAUAUUUGUCACUGCAUGUCUUAAUAUCACUUAAUGUGUCUCUUUUCCUCUGCCCUGUUUAUUUUAUAAAACAAUUGUAUUUAAUUUUGUUAUUGAAUGUGUGUGUGCGUAUUAAAAAUAGUCACAUUCCAAUGCAGUUCCAUGUUGGAAGUUGGUUUUGUAUGGUAACAUUGUGACCAUUGGAUGAUAAAUAAAGUGGAGGGAUUCAUAA